AUGACCGCGGUGAGCAAAUUGCUCGACGCCGGCGCAUGGUGUCACGCAGGUUUGGCGUGCUUCGUAGCACGGGUGCAGGUGGUGCAGGCCUCCUCAGAGGCCGUCGUCGACAACCAGGACUUGCUGAUUACCAAGUACAAGGAGAAGCUCCCGGGACUGCAAAGGAAACCCAAAGCAAAGGAAGUGUCCGCCAACCUGCCUUUGCCUCAGGAAGCGCGGAACAGCGACGUCCUUUCCGUAACAGAGGCCAACGUGGCACAGAUGGACGUGGAUCAUGAGACGGUCCCAGUUGUGGAGGAGGAUGCCAUGUCGUCCUACAGUACACAACGGGCAGCAUCCCGCUUGACAAACGCGCUGCAGGCCUACUUGUCCGCCCCUGUUGACCCUCCGGCGCUGGCGAGUAUCGGUGAGCAACACGAAGGCCUGGACAAGACGGUUUGGUUGAAACAAAAGCUUCGGCAUGACCUCGACAGACAGAUGGCUGAUGAAAAGCUGAAGCAGGAGCGUGCCAAAGCUGAAGAGCAGCGCUAUCUCCAAAUUCAGGUAGAAGCGACGCAGAAAGACAGGGAUGGCCAGCUUGCCUUGAUAAGAUCCCAAAGAGACGAGGACCGCCUCAAAGCGCGCCGGGAUCAAGUCCACAAGGACUUCGCGGAGACCGCGGAAGCAUCAAAGGCAAAAGCCGACGAACUGGCCGUCCACGAGCAGCAGCAAGUCGAGGCCUACGAAAAGCUGCGAGCUCAUCGGGAGGAGAAGCGCCGAGAAGCAGCAGAGAAGGAAGCAGCGCAGAGAAAGGAGAUCGAGAAAAACGCGGGUCUUCGAGCUAUGGCCAUGCAGAAAAUGGCUGACGAUACGGAGCUGAAAGCAGCGGCAGAGCGGGCAGCAAAGGAGCUUGCAGCCGAGAGACAGGAACAGGCCACCCGUAAAAGGCUGGAAGACAUGAAGAAUCAGACGCAGGAGUACUUGCUGCAGCAGAUGAAGGAGAAACAGCUCAAGAAAGCAACAGAGGCAGAGAAAGCGAGGCAGCUCGCUUCCGCACAGGCAGCUGAGGCAAAACAACUCGAGGCCCAGGAACAAGAACGAAUGGCCCGCAAAAAGAAGAUGAUCCACGAUCAUCGCAAAGACCUGGAACGGCAGAUUGCUGCAGAUACCUCAGACAUUGGCCCACAGCCACAGCAAUGCAUGCUUCUCACUGCUGAGGAGACCAUGAGUGACUGUGAGCUGCGGCUCAACAAGCAGCUGCUGGAGAAGGUCACGUUGGUCUCGGCCUUGGUGUACUUGUUGUGCGCAUGGUCGCCUCGCUUUUUCGGUGCCAUGAACCUCGGAGAAUCCACUUCCGAUGAGGCUUUCUCCCAUACCGAUGCCGGAGAUGACCUCGGCCUCGUAGGUUAUACCGAAACAGGUUCUGCUUCGGCGGAGUCGCAAGUCUUUGCGGAGACGCCAUCAGCAGGCUCCAAAGAGGCUUGGCAGACCUUUUGGCCAGGAUCAGCAAGCGUGCCAACAAACCGAAUUGGGCCGAAGCCGAGCUGGGUGUAUUCGAACACCGAGUUCAUGCAGCCUUAUACGACAAGUGGUGAGGGUGUUCCACGGCAGGGGCUGAAGGCUGCCAGAUGGUUCGACAACUCUGUUCUACAGUACAACGGUAUGGGCCAGCCACAGCUGCCUCCAUUCGGGGUCGGGGCGCGGUUAGUUGAGUCCUCGGCCGCCUCCACGUCUUGGGUGCAGCGGGCCGUGAAUACCAGCCUCCUGUGCAAAGAGGCUGGCUGCACAGCAACUUCGAAGCUGCAGGUUUUCGAUCCGCGGCAGGAAGAAGCCCAACUUUGCAGGCUCACGAUUGAAGUGCAUCCCACUGACUACGACAACCUGUGGAGCAAGGAAUUCGUUCGCAUCUGGAAGAUUAACGAACAUUUGGCCACCGCCAGGUGUGAUCCACAUGCGCUGGGCUGCAACGCAUCGGCCUGGCGGCCCUUGGUGCCGUGCUUGCAGGAUUUGAAUGUCGACCACCUGCUGGCUGAAACCGGCUCACUUCUCAUCGAAGGAUCCAUCAACAAGAUGGUGGAUGAGUGCCCCUACCAUGGCUAUCUGUUGAACGGCGUGGCUGUUGUCACUUGCAUGGCCCGCAAGAAGGUGGCCGAGAAAGCCCUGGCGGCGCCCCAUGCUUCCUUUGGUGGAGCUCCCAGCGACGCACGCCUCACAGCCAGGGAUCUCUCAAAUGGGGAGUUGAAGCGUUCCUUGGUUGCUGCGGGCGGUGCAGGGGCUCUUCAGGCAGCCGGUCUCAACGGUGUAGGCCAGGACGCCGGUCUCAACGGUGUACGCUUCGCGCACUUGGACGGCACCGCUGCCGACGACGCAAAUGGUUUAUUGGGUGCUGCCGGGGGUGCAGCUGUGCUGGGCAGUGACGGCGCUGGCAAUGGAAGCAGUGGAACUGGAUCGCUUUCUGAUGAGACACGAGCACUACUCGGCGACAGGGCUGCAGAACUGGACGAUGCGGCCCUGGCUGCUGCCGGUUUGAAUGCCGAAGAGAUCGCAGAGCUGCGCGCCAAAGCGAGAGCAAACUUCCUGGCAGAUGCGCUGGCGCCAGGAGCUGUCCUUUCCAACACCACCAGCAUGCAGUGCUGCGAGCCAGGAUGUGCUGUGAUGUCUGAGAUCCAUGUAGACCCGAUCUUCCUCAGAGCUGGUGCGACUUGCCUCAUGAAUUUCACGGUGGUGCAGACUGACUUUGACGAAGCUGUUGGCAACGACGUUGAACGGAUCGAGUUUAUCCAUGUUGAGGGCCUGGGCAACAUCAGCGAGGGCGUCAAGCCCGGAAGGAACUGCAAUGAAAACUGCUGCCCUUGUUUUCCGGAGCUUCCUAGUGUCGCUCCGGUCACGGCUUUGUUGCAGGAUCCAUCAGGUACAGCACAGGGAAAACCGUACCCAUGGAAGACCGAGCACGAGCCUCAGCAGAAAGGGGUGAUUGUACAAUCAAGUUUCGGCAGCAUCCAGAUGGCACUUCCGAACUUCGUGCAUUUCGUGCUCAAAGCUGUCAUUUGCUUCCUCGGCAGGCUGAGCUCAGAGGCUAGGCGAUACCACAAGGUCUCCCUUGCUGAGCAGGGCGAAGGCCUCCACUUGCUCGAGCAGGUGGAGCGGCGAGAUAGCCAACUGCAGGGCGUGCAAGCGCUGUACGAGCAGUACAGCGAAUGCCGGCGCAGCCUUCAGGCGGCCGAUGCCAACAAGCGUGUGCCUGGAACUGGCUACUUAGUUCCGAAGGACGUAGCCGAGGCCAAGGAGCUGCACAAUGCAGCCGAGAAGCUGCUGCGGCACAAGGAAUCUCAGAUCCAAGAGCUGCAGAGGCACAACAAGGAGCUGCUGGAUGAGCUCCAGCGAAAGGAGCUGGCCCACACUCACACCUGCAGAGAGGCUACACGGCUGUCCCAGGAGAAUGGGCACUUGAAAGCCACGCUCGGGCGGCUAGUUGCGCAGCAAAAGCGGGAGCUUCAAGGCGAGCUGCAGGAAAAGGAGUUAGCCCACCUGGAGACCUGUCGCGAAGCGACAAGGCUAGCUCAGGAAAAUGGGCACUUGAAGAGUGAGCUGAGCCGUCUGCAACAGAGGUUGCGCCAACAGACGGACAUUGAGGGUUCCUCGGAGGCUCCUGCUUGUCACAAUGCCACGGUCGAUUCGGGGAGGCCCAGAGCAACGGAGAUGCUGGCAAAGGACGCAGUGUGCCCUAUCGAGGCCGAGGUUGAAGUCAUCAAAGUUCACCUGCAUCCGCAGGACGUUUCCCGGUUGCAGGCUUUGGCCACCAAACUGGCCCAAUGGCUCCUGGCAGAGGAGGGGUUUGGACGCAGUUUGGACGACUUCUUCCGUGCUCACAGCCAGUAUUUCGAUGAUUACCAGGAGGAGCAUGCUCUCCACUAUACAACCUUGCACAAGGAGUUCAGCGCAAAAUUGGAGGCGGAGGUUGAGGGCUGGCUGGCCGAAGAAGGGCUGACCACUGAUGACCUGGCCGUGAUCCUCAAGGCUGCCAAGGAGAGCGUGACUGGCGAGGACCCUGCUGCAGAAGUCGACUUAGUGGAAAUGAUGCUGGAGGCCGUCGACUACCAGAAGUGGAUUGGCUCCAUCUUCGCGAUCAAGAGGCGCAUCCGCGAGCGACGCAAAGUCCGUGCUCGCAAGGCUCCUCCACCGCCUCCGCCGCCCAGCGAAUCCAAAGUUGUCGAUGUGGUGGUGCCGGAGGGCGUGGCGCCUGGAGAAUCCCUGCGCAUCUCAGUGGACGGUGUGGGCUACGACGUGGUCGUUCCGGAGAGCUUUGAACCUGGAAUGUUCGUGGACGCUGAAGGUUUUGUCAGACUUGUCACUGCAGGUCAGAGCACCUCAGGGCCAAAUUCAAGGAUUGGAUGA
This is a messenger RNA of Symbiodinium sp. CCMP2456, 4374 nucleotides long. NCBI's taxonomy places the organism in Eukaryota, Dinophyceae, Suessiales, Symbiodiniaceae. The record is from the annotation of a GenBank genome assembly.